UGCUGUCCGUCAAACACACACACACACACACCCUCUCCCAUACCACACACACUGCUGCUGGAGCGAACAGGCCAGCAGUAGCUCCGGUUAGCAGCAGCAGCAGCUCGGUAUAGCGGUGUGUUUGGAGCGGCGCUGGGUUGACCCGCUGUGGCCGCGGCGGCGGCGCUCUUUGUGGGAUCUGGGGUGACUUUGCGCUUUUUAGGAGCGCUGUGGACCGAACCACGCGAUCCGGCGGGAAUCGGAGAAAAGAGAACUGAAGAAGUGUGUUGGCUGUGUGACAGAGGAGGAGACAUGGGAACACCGGGUUCGGGGAGAAAACGGGCUCCGAUCAAGGACCGGUUCUCCGCGGAGGACGAGGCUUUAAGCAGUAUAGCGCGGGAGGCAGAGGCGAGACUGGCGGCGAAGCGGGCAGCCCGGGCAGAGGCGCGGGACAUCAGGAUGAGAGAGCUGGAGCGACAACAGAAAGAGGUUUCUUACCAUCACUCCUCCUCCUCCUCUAGCAGGAAGUGGGGGCAGAUCCACCAGUGGAUGGCUGACACUGAGAAGGCCCGGCACAGCCAUCGGUCCAAAUCCCACAGUCGUCGGGGUCUGGAUGAUGAUGCCGUGUCAGUGAGGAGUAGUGGGAGUUACAGGUCUUCUACCUCCUCUCUGCUCGGUAACUCUCAUUCCUCCAGCCGGAGCAGCUCGUCCCGGAGGAAAGGCCUGGUGUCUGAUGGCCUCUACAGUAGUUCCUCUUUGAAGAGCUCUCGCUCCACUAGCUCUUUGUAUAGUGACCUUCACAAGCCGGUUUCCUAUACCAGCAGGAAAGAUCUACUGACUGGAUUAUAUCAUGACCAAAGGAACUACAGCAGUUUAAAGAACAUCAAACCUUCUCCUCCUCCCUCCUCCAAUGUCUCCUCCUAUCAGUCCCGGGCCACGCCCACCACCGUGUCCACAGGCCUGACGCGCAGCUACAGUGUGGCCUCGAUCUGUGAUGACGGACUCUACAGCUCGUACAGUUCCCGAGCUCCGUCUGAGUGCAGCUGGUACUCCUCUGGUGCCAGCUCUACCCGCAGUAGCCCUGUGUCCUCUUCUGAUGAUGACUCUGGCAGCACUGUGUCUCAGGAUCGGUACAGCCGCGGGAGGAGGGAUAGUGUGUCGUCUGAUAUAUCUGAUGUGAGCGCGACCGCUGCUGAUUAUUUCAGUCGCUCCAACCGAAGGGGGAGUAUUGUUUCUGAUUUAGACGAUCUGAGCAUCCCAGAUUUAGACAGCUUGGAGAAAAGUGAUAAGCAGUUCUCAGACUCCUUCAGUCGGCCAUCGUCUCGAUGCACCACACCCGGCCUCUCCGCUGCCUCUCUGGCCUCUCUGGGCGGCAGCUCGUCCAGGCGGGGCAGUGGGGACAUGUCCAGUAUUAUCGCUGACCCCGACGCCUCUCUCAGCGAACUGAGGGACAUCUAUGAUCUAAAGGACCAGAUUCAGGAUGUAGAGGGGCGGUACAUGCAGGGGCUUAAAGAGCUGAAGGAAUCGUUGUCUGAGGUGGAGGAGAAGUAUAAGAAGGCCAUGGUAUCUAAUGCACAACUCGACAACGAUAAGGCAAACCUCAUCUACCAGGUGGACACGCUAAAGGACGUUAUCGAGGAAAUGGAGGAGCAAAUGUCGGAACUACGCAGGGAAACCGAGGAUAAGUCAAAGGAAUUAGAGAGACAGAAGCACACAUGCACAGUCCUGACGCACAAACAGGAGGAGCUGAAGGAGGGAAUCCGUCAGCGGGAUGAGCUUAUCGAGGACAACCAGAACAAUCUGCUGAAGUUAGAUUCCCUCACCAGAGAGGUGUUUGACCUGCAGGAAACUGUUAACUGGAAGGACAAAAAGAUCGCGGCCUUAGAGAGGCAGAAAGAGUACUUUGAUUGCAUUAGGAAUGAGAGGGACGAGCUCAGAGAUGAGCUGGCUGACCUCAAGGGGAAGUCCAGAUCAGUGGAGAAACACGGACUGGUCAUCAUUCCUGAGGGAACCCCCAACGGUGAUGUGAACCACGAGCCCCCCACCUCAGGGAUCACUGUUGUCACACAGGAAGCAGCACAGGUCCUGGAGUCAGCUGGAGAUGGACCUCUGGAUGUUCGGCUACGAAAACUUGCUGAGGAAAAAGAUGAACUUUUAGCCCAGAUCAGGAAACUGAAGAUGCAGCUGGAUGAAGAGCGCCAGAAACAUUCUAAGAUGGAAAGUGUUUACACAGACGGAGAGCGGAUGGAGAACGGCACUGACCUGCACUUAAUCGAAAUGCAGAGAGACGCCAACAGACAAAUUAGUGAAUAUAAAUUCAAGCUCUCAAAGGCAGAACAGGAAAUGGGUACAAUGGAACAAAAUGUCAGCAGACUGGAAGGCCAGGUGUCGAGAUAUAAAGCAGCAGCUGAUAACUCAGAGAAGGUGGAGGACGAGCUGAAAGCUGAGAAGAGGAAACUUCAGAGGGAGCUGCGUACGGCUCUGGACAAAAUCGAGGAGAUGGAGAUGACCAACAGCCACCUGGUGAAGCGUCUGGAGAAGAUGAAAGCCAAUCGUAACGCUCACCUCUCUCAGCAGUGACGGGCGUGGCCGCGCUGCACAAUCUUAAAGCCCUUAAACUUUCUGGAGUCCAGACUGUUUCUGCCGUUCACUGCAAAUGCUGCUCCGCCCCCCGACACACCUGGGAAACCAAAAACACCCCCCUGUUACAGACAGGAAGUCCUUCAUCAAAACCAAAAACAGCGGGACGGCUCAGCCCGACUCCGUGAAGAAGGGAGCGUAAACGUGAUUGUGGUUAAGAAUAGUUUUCCUGCUCUGAAUCUGAAUCCGGAUCUGAAUCUGAGGACGGUUGUUGCUGGUAUUUUGUGUUUGGAAGCUUUGUAUCGUGUCCUUCACCUGGGUUUUAUUGCUUGGAUUGGGUGCUUGAUUCCUCCUGUUUUCCCCUCCCCGAUAAGUUGCAUGAAUGAGUAUAAAAGUGUAUUUUAAACUAAUUUCACUCAGCAGCUCUUACACACUGAUAUAUGUUCACAGCAAUGUGCCUUUGUUCACAGGGAAACUAAGGGUUUGCAUUAUAAAGGAAAAAAUCGGUACAGAAGAGAAAAAAAAAAAACCCAAGUAUUUAAUAUAGGGAUUUCAGUCAUUUGAUCUGACUAUAUAAAACCAACUUUCUGUUCUGGUUUCAAUGAGUUUUUGUUUGUUUUUCAAAAUAUUUAAAUAUUUCUUGACAAUAAAUGUGUAAAUUGGA
This is a messenger RNA of Astyanax mexicanus (Mexican tetra), 3223 nucleotides long. It is a transcript of the gene lrrfip2, whose product is annotated as leucine rich repeat (in FLII) interacting protein 2. The coding region runs from base 292 to 2559 and encodes 755 amino acids. The record is from RefSeq and is a predicted model, not a curated record. The transcript is spliced from 28 exons. Lineage: Eukaryota; Metazoa; Chordata; Actinopteri; Characiformes; Acestrorhamphidae. Gene Ontology annotation, biological process: regulation of DNA-templated transcription.